Adineta steineri is the source of this 1109-nucleotide messenger RNA. The record is from the annotation of a GenBank genome assembly. Lineage: Eukaryota; Metazoa; Rotifera; Eurotatoria; Adinetida; Adinetidae.
AAAAAAAUGAAAUUAGACUCAGAUCUUAAGCUCGAGUUAGGUGUAUUAUUAGUCUAUUUUAGUAUCUAUGUUUCAAAUUGAAACACCAAAAUCAGAACUUGAAUUUAUUUGUGUAUAUAAUUUCAAUAUAUCAUUUGGAUUAAUAUUGAGAUCUUUAUGAAUGUGAGCAGCAUUGAGUCUUUUUAGCCUGUUUUGUUUCAUUGUAGAAUGACAAUAAUUUUUAAUUCUCGAUAAAAUCGAAUUCAUGUUCACCUAUACCUAUAAACUAAAAUACAAGAAGCAAAGAGUGCAUGUGUGCUUCAAACGGAAGAAAAAAAUACACUUACAAUUUAACUCAUAAAUAAAUAAACAAUUUCGAUGGACGAAAGCUUAGUAAUAAAAAUUACAAUGGGCAAUUCCCCAUUUGCCCCCCCCCCCCUCGCUACACCACUGGUAUGAAUAUAUUCUCUUUCUCGUAGAGAAGAGUCCAGUAAACAUAAAUUGCUUGCUUGUAUGUCCGCAGGGUCAAAAAAACAUUGAAAAUCGAUUUUUCCAGUAAAUAUGAAGAGGAUACAUUUCUACGAGAAAGAGCGUUACUUGUUACUAUUAUCUAAUGUUUAAAAAGUAUGAUGUAUAAUAAAAUUUUAGGGCGGGCGUUGAUCCUGUUGUAUUAUUCGAUGCUAAAGUACAAAAAAAAGUUACUGAUCGUGCAACAGAUAUUGAAAAAACUCUUAAACGUGAAGUAAUGAAAUGUCAAACAUUAAUUAUAUGGACUGAUUGUGAUCGUGAAGGAGAAAAUAUCGGAUAUGAAAUCAUUGAUUUAUGUCGACCAUUAAAAGCGGGUUUAAAAAUUUAUCGAGCACGUUUUUCAGAAAUAACAUAUAAUAGUGCGGCACGUGCUUUAUCGAAUUUAAUUCAACCCGAUCAACGUGUUAGUCAAGCUGUUGAUGUUCGUCAAGAACUUGAUUUACGUAUUGGUGCUGCAUUUACACGUUUUCAAACAUUACGUUUACAACGUUUAUUUGGUUUCGAUUCCAAACAAGUGAUAAGUUAUGGUUCAUGUCAAUUUCCAACAUUAGGUUUCGUUGUUGAACGUUAUUUACAACGAGAAAAUUUUAUACGUGAACCAU